Symbiodinium sp. CCMP2456 is the source of this 471-nucleotide messenger RNA. Lineage: Eukaryota; Dinophyceae; Suessiales; Symbiodiniaceae. The record is from the annotation of a GenBank genome assembly.
AUGGCCAGUCUGGCAGCCUCUCCAGCGCCUGUCGCGCGGGCGCUCAGUGCCCACAACAACCCCGUGCCCAGCAAUCCAAGAGGAGCUUCUGAAGCUGCGAGGCCGCUGGGAGGACGCCAGGCCGUGCCACUGCUUGGGGUGUGCGCCUGUGCCGUAUCUCGCACACAGCGGCAAGUGCAACGGAGUUGGCAUCGGAAUCCUGGCAAAGUCGUCCGUGCGGCUGCUGAGCCAAAUGCUGACGAGUUGAGGGAGCUUUGGCAGAAAGCCUACCAGCUCGAGCACGAGCGCAGUGAGGGGCUGAGGAGCUCAGAUUCUCCUACACUGCCGGCGGCCCCGGAGGAAAACGCCACAGCCGAAGAGUGGCAAGCGGCCUACGAAGCACUGAAGGCGGCGAAUGCCGAUCUGGAACGAGCGAAGCGUGAGCUGCUGGCGGCGCAAGAAGCAAGCGAGGACUCGAGUGAAAGCGCAGAG